Solanum pennellii is the source of this 1550-nucleotide messenger RNA. RefSeq lists its product as uncharacterized. Lineage: Eukaryota; Viridiplantae; Streptophyta; Magnoliopsida; Solanales; Solanaceae. The record is from RefSeq and is a predicted model, not a curated record. The transcript is spliced from 4 exons. Bases 145 to 1389 code for a protein of 414 amino acids.
AAUAAGUUAAACUUGUUACUAUAGUAUUAGAAUUUAUUUAAAACUAGACUAAUUAGACUUAGAAAUUUGUUAAGUUGGUUAAUAAGUUAAAUUUGUAACUAUUGUGUUAGUGCUUGACAAAUUUAAUUUAUGAUUCUUAUGUAGAUGGAUCGUAGUUGGAUGUAUAAUAUGACUAAUUUUGGUCGAAUGGGGCUAAGACCUGAAUUUGUAGAAGGUGUCAUUGGUUUUGUGGAGUAUGCAAAGACAUUAGAUCCUUUUCAACGUAGUGGUAUGAUUAAGUGUCCUUGUAAUAAAUGUCAAUGUUUGAAUUAUGAAAAACCAGAUGCUAUUGAGCUUCAUAUCUAUCGAAAUGGGUUUAAAAAAGAAUACACUGUGUGUACUAGUCAUGGAGAAAUUGAUAAUAACUUUGAUGUAUUCCAACAUUAUGUUCCUGGUGAAAGUAGUAGCAAUGUGAAUUCUAAUGCACAAAAUUAUAGAAUUGAUGACAUGGUUCAAGAUGCUUUUGGUGUGCAUUCUGAUUUUGAUUUUGCUAAUCAAGGUGAAGAAGCUCCUAAUGUUGAAUGUAAAAUUUUCUUUGAACAAUUGGAAUCUGCUAGUCGGCCUUUAUAUGAGGGGAGUCCACACUCACAGUUGGAUCCAAGAUUUAAGCAGAUGAGUGAGAUCGGUAAAAAGGCAAGAUCAUCUACUAAGGGUGGUUCUCUACACACAAGUGGGGCUCAAAGUCAAGGAAGUGUGAGGAGGAAAUUGGAAAAGGAACUAGGAAGACCGAUAACUCAAGCUGAGGCAUUUAAGGCAACACACAUUAGAAAGAAGAAAAAUCCUGAAGAUCCAGACGUGUGGGUUGAACCGCGAGCUGAAGUGACCUAUAAUCGAUAUCUUCAAGCUUUGGAGGAUUUACAACAAACUCUGCCGGAAGAAAAUCGAGGUAUGCCACUUACUCAAGAACAGGAUGAGAGAGUUUGGUUAGACUUGACUUGUGGGCCGAGUAGAUAUGGGUAUGCAUAUGGAAUGCCGCAUAAAACCUUUCGUGAAUUUUCUUCUGAGUUUGAAGGCCUAAAUAGUUCAAAUCAUGAUGAAUCAAUGAAGAAAAAUUUGGCUAUGGAGAAAAAGAUUGUUGAGCUAUCUAGCCAAGCCGAAGAAUCACGGGCUAGGGAAAGGCGGUUGGAAUUACAGUUUGCGGGUCUUAAGGCUCAAUUCGAUGCAUUACUUGCCUCAGGAGGGAUUCCCCCUUGUUCUGGUGAUGUCACUUUCCCUCCUCGACCUCCUCAAUCUCAACCUACUCAAUAUCCAAUGUAUGGUCAACAAAGAAAUAUGACUCAUGAGACUAGUAGUGAUGAAGAAAGUGAUGAAGAAAGUGAUGAUUAUGUGGCAAACACACUACCACAUUAGUGUAGUUUAGACUUGUGAUAGUUAACUUAUGGAUCAUUUUGUUAACUUUAUAAUUUUGUGAUGGGAAUUAUUUGUUUUGUGAAUACAUGAUAACGUUGGAAUGUAUUAUAUAACUUAUGGAUAUCAUGGUUUUUGUUUAAUAUAUAAUUAUGUUGAAGUGA